AUCGAGUAGAAUGAAUGUACGUAUUCCGAGUCUUUACCCCCUCUCCUCCUCUUCCACCCAAAACCCUAAUUUCCUCUCCAGGGGUGCCGCCUGUCCGAAAACCAUAAAAGGAGAAGCUUUUUCUACUGGAUUUUUCUUAGUUUGAUUUCUUUUUGGGAAGGCUUUCGCGUGGUGGAGAUGGCGAAGAAGAAGGAGAAGAAGGUUAAUGUCUCAGGGAAGCCGAAGCACUCUCUGGACGUAAACCGCAGCAAUGGAGGGGAUACCAAAGGUGGUCGGACGGCCGCCACGGUGCGACGGCUCAAGAUGUACAACACCCGGCCCAAGAGGGAUCAGAAGGGGAAGAUCUUGAAGCACGAGCUCCAGUCCAAGGAGCUUCCUAAUACCCGGAUCGAGCCCGACCGCCGAUGGUUCGGUAACACACGGGUUGUGAAUCAGAAAGAACUUGAAUUUUUCCGUGAGGAGCUUCAAAACCGACUUUCUAAUAACUACAAUGUCAUACUGAAGGAGAGGAAAUUGCCAUUGUCCCUUUUAAAUGACCAUCAAAAGGUAAGAACUUAUUUAUACUGCCCUUUUAUGCAUACAUUUAAACUUUGACAUAAACCACAACCUUAUCUGUCUAAGUUGGUUGAUCUU
Molecule: messenger RNA, 633 nt
Organism: Elaeis guineensis (African oil palm)
Lineage: Eukaryota; Viridiplantae; Streptophyta; Magnoliopsida; Arecales; Arecaceae
Source: RefSeq, a predicted model, not a curated record